Messenger RNA from Helobdella robusta, 789 nucleotides. RefSeq lists its product as hypothetical. The coding region runs from base 1 to 789 and encodes 262 amino acids. The transcript has 4 exons. Lineage: Eukaryota; Metazoa; Annelida; Clitellata; Rhynchobdellida; Glossiphoniidae. The record is from RefSeq and is a predicted model, not a curated record.
AUGACCCUGAUGACCCGGCUCACUGGGCGAGUCUUUCCCGCAUUGACACCAACGGCUGGUUGCGUUUCUCCCGCCGAGGUGCUGAGGACCGUUAAAUCGUUCAAAAACGGUUCUUCUGGAGGCUUGGAUGGCCUACGACCCCAGCACCUUAAGGAUGUUUUUUCAGGCCCCUUGCCAAUCGACGACACACUGAAUUCCUUAACCCAAUUCAUUAAUUUGAUCCUAUCUGGAGCUUGCCCACUCUCCGUCCGCCGUUUGCCCAAAUUGAUGUACUUCCUGCGUACAUCCAAAUACAUUGACCCUUCUAAAUUGGGCGAAUUUGACGGAGUCCUGCGCACCGCCCUGUCGUCGAUAUGCAAUGUUCAAGAACCAUCCGGCAUUUCUGCGCAUGAUGGUAGGCGACCGGACGGAUGCACGCUAAUACCUUGGAGAGCCGGCAGAUGUUUGGCGUGGGAUGUUACGGUCCCUGGCACCCUCGCCGAACGAUACGUAAACCUGACAAGUAAAGAAUGCGGUUUGGCUGCGGCCAGGGCAGCGGACGAGAAAAUGAAAAAAUAUGGGAAUGCCCUCCCCUCGAUGGAAUUCUUGCCAAUAUGCAUUGAGGUUCUCGGCCCGAUGGACCCCAACACCCUUAAAUUUCUUAAGGAAAUAGGCAAAAUGAUCAGUGUCAGAUCAGGUGACAGCAGGGAACUGUUUUUUGCAACCAACCACAUUUCGUGCUUGUUGCAGCGGUUCCUGCGUAUCUGUGUGCUUGAAAAUAUCCAACUGAAUGCCGACAUGUGCAAUUAA